Messenger RNA from Copidosoma floridanum, 1938 nucleotides. Its product is annotated as E3 ubiquitin-protein ligase RNF25. The record is from RefSeq and is a predicted model, not a curated record. Gene Ontology annotation, molecular function: protein binding; ubiquitin protein ligase activity. Gene Ontology annotation, cellular component: nucleus. NCBI's taxonomy places the organism in Eukaryota, Metazoa, Arthropoda, Insecta, Hymenoptera, Encyrtidae. Gene Ontology annotation, biological process: protein ubiquitination.
CAACCACCCCCAAUCCUUGUGCUUUUAUAGGCACGGAUUCUGCAGGGAGAGUUUGCGCCCUACUGCGCCCUAGAUCUCGAUACGAUACACAAAAGUUUUUGUUGUAAAUACAUACAACAGAUAUUCUCCCCUCAACUUUUGACGAAUCAGAUUAAUCCAAUUGGGCCUCCUUGCCUCGGCUUCCUCUACUCUCCUCGAUUGUUUGUUCGUUUGUCUCUCUGGGCAUUUUCUCAGGUCUUUGAUCCCAUCGGCAUAAAGUUAAACAGGAUUUAGAGAGAAAGAGUACUAUCAGUUGAAGAUGUCAAGCGCCAUCGACGAGAGAGUUACCGAUGAAAUCGAGGCUCUGAGAGCUAUACUCCUGGAUGAUGAGCUUCAGGUCAUUGAAAACGAGAGGGGUGAGCCAGAAUCCAUCGAGACGCUUGUCUUCCCUUCAACUGGAGAAGAUUCUCAGUCUCAGUACGUAUGUGUCAGGCUGGUUGUCAAACUGACCCCUGGUUAUCCCGACACAACACCUAUUGUCAAUUUAAGAAACCCUAGAGGCUUGGAUGAAGAAACUGUCAGACAAAUUCAAUCGGAUGCCGAUGCAAAGUGCAAAGAUUUUUUAGGUCAACCUGUAAUGUUUGAAUUGAUCGAGCUUGUCAGGGAGCAUUUAACAGUUAGUAAUCUCCCUACUGGUCAAUGUGCUGUUUGUCUGUAUGGAUUUCGCGAAGGGGAUGAAUUUACCAAGACAGAGUGUUAUCAUCAUUUCCACUCGUACUGUUUGGCUGCUCAUGUAGUCGCAGCUGAACGAUACUACAGAGAAGAGCAAGAAAAAUUACCGCCGUGGCAGCAAAGUACAGCAAACAAAUUCCAAGCUCUCUGUCCAGUCUGUCGAGAACCGACUAAUUGCGAAGUAAAGGAUCUGAAAAAAGCACCACCACCGAUCGAUGUAGAAUCUGCGACGGACUUCUCUCUCACUCAAGAGUUGCAGGAUAUGCAAUUCAAGAUGGCCGAAUUAUACCUUUACCAACAGCGCCGUGGAGGUAUUAUCGACCUCGAGGCCGAAGGCGUCAAGCUGCUCUUGAAUAUCGAUGAUGAUUCGACUGCCGAGCAGCCCAACCCACCUGGUAGUAGCCUGAAUGCUGUAGCUAGUCAAUCAGCACAAGUGCAACAAUCAAAGCAGCAACAACAAUCCAAACAACAACAACAGCAGCAACAACAAAGUCAAUCUCAACAAAAUCAUAGCCAGUCACGACAAUCCCACCAGCAAGCGCAACAAUCUCAAAAUCAUCACCACCAUCAUCAUCGUAAUCAUCGCGGCCGCGGCAAGGCCCACAGUCGGCGUCACUUGGACCGCAUGCGACAGAACGACUCAGCUACCAGAUGACAAUGGGUUACCGGGAACGACAACUACCAGCAAGUAUCCAAGAAUCAUCAAUAUCAGCCGCUAUUACUUGAUACUCAUGAAUACAUUAACCAAUUACUCGAAAGCGCGAUGAUGCUCGUGAUCAUGAUAUUAACCGACGUAACGAUGUCCCGUAGAUUGUACCACCUCCUCCGCUCACUUUAUCCACUCCCUUUGGCACGUAGUCACAUUAGUAGCAUCAAUUAUUAUGAUAGAAAUCUUCAGCCGCAAAUCGGCGCGGUCAUGAUAUUAUUAUAGGUAUUGCUGUUCAGCAACAUUCCCAUUGCAACGGUGUAUAAGAUGGGACGUGUUGAUUAUUACUCUUGCUAUUCUUAUUAUGGUAAUCGUCAUCAUCAUUGCUAUUAUUAUUUUUAUUUUUAUUAUCAUCAUUGUAGUGUUGGUUAUGAUAAAAAAAACACGGACAAGCGUCAAAGCAGACUAAAAAACGAGCCUUUGUGCAGCAGCUGACUGUGUUUUUACUUAAGAAUACGAGUGCGGUACGAUUGAUGAUUAUAUAUUAUUAAUGGGUACGCAAUUCUCACUUUGAUAAUAAC